GGCGGGUUGUACAUGCUAGUAUUUUGGAAAUAUUUUUUGAAAUUAUUCUGUGUUUUUGACAUUUUCACUAAAGAAUUUGUUGGAUUUUAUUAAAGAUUUGGAAAUGGAAGGUUCUUAUUUUCCGUUGUCUAAUAUUUUAGGCCGCCUUGCAUCGUUUGAUAAGCUGCCGAAUAGAGAAUUGGUUAGUGACAGUGACAGGUCAACACGCGUGGAGAAUAUUUCUGUUAGCAACCGAACUUCUCUUUCUAAAUUAGCUCGAGCAGGGUUUUAUUUUGAUCAGACUGAAGGAAGUAUUCGAUGUUUUUGUUGUAAAGUCGAAUAUGGAAACUGGGAGAAAGAAUCACCCGUGGCAGUUCACCGAAUCUUGAAUCCAGAAUGUCCAUACCUCACCCAGACUGACAGGACCAACGAAAACACGACACUGACCCAGAUAGAAGAUCAGCACCCUUUUACAGGAAUUAGACGAGCUUUGUUCCCUUCAGAUUGCCGGAGAAAUAAUUAUAUCAGAUGUACAGAAAGUCAACAGCCUUCAGCCACAGAAACAACAGAUAACCAAGCUGUAGCAGACGAAUUUCGUGAAGGACCAAACAUUUCAUCAGAUAUAGGUCAACUUGAUUAUCUUAUAAAUCGUUAUAUUGGUUUGAUCAGAGGUGAUGAAACGCCACCAACAACCACCAGAAGAACGCGACAAUCAGUUUCACGAGAUCACGUAGACGAAUAUUCUGGUAAAAUUAUCCGCCCCAUAGUAGGAGAUGUUCAUUUUAUUUGCUUUGAAUCGUUUCGUCUGCUAACAUUCUCUGAUCCUAUUAAUCCACGAUCUGUAGAAUGGGCUAAAAAUGGUUUCAUGGCUCAUGGUAGAGAUCAAGUAAUGUGUGUUUAUUGUGGAGAAUGUGCUGCCUUUGCCGAAACCUCCUCUGUUAAAGGUAUCCAUCAGAGAAUUUCACCAGCUGGUCGUUAUUGUUGUCCGAUGGUCAGUGGUAUUGAUGUAGGAGAUGUGUCCAGAGAUUUGGAGAAACAAGUUCGAGAGAAAUUAAUCAACCACAAUAACGUCCAGCCAUCAUCGUGUAGCACAAGUUAUCCAGUUUUGCAACCACAAUAUAAAGCCUAUGAAAAAAGAUUAACCAGUUUUAAAUACUGGCCAAAAUAUUAUCAUGUGACCAGUGAGGAUUUAGCAAAUGCAGGAUUUUUUUAUACAGGGGCUGGAACAAAAGUUGUAUGUUUUUGUUGUGGUGUUGCUAUCAGAGAGUGGGAACGUGAAGCUGAUCCUCUACAACAACAUGCCCUGGUUUCACCUAGCUGUGAGUUUAUACAACAUCAACAUGGACAAAGUUUUAUAAACAGAAUGAAAAAUAUCAAGAAAUUGGUUGAGUUGGAUCCUAAAGUUACAGCUCCAGUUCAACGUAUUGGUGAAUUAAACGUACCUGACCCUUAUCCUGUUACCAUGGAUAUGACCUUACUGACAGCUUAUUCAUCAUGUGGGUACACAACACAACAAAUAUUCAACGUUAUUCGUCAAUUCUUUAAACGAACUCGUGGUAAAUAUCCUGAUGUUCCCAUGUUAAAAGCUGCCAUGUUGGCUAAUGGAGAAUUAAAACAGAAAGACGACAUGUUGGAGAAGAACUUCCAGGUGAUUGACAGGUUAGAUCAUGUGAUCAAUAGAAAUGACAGACAUUAUCGUGAGAGAUUAGCCUUGGUUAACCAGCAAUAUACACAGGAGAUUAAUAAUAAAGAUCAACAACUGAACCAUACAAAACAACAUUUUCAGCAAGAACUGAACCAUAAAGAUCAACAACUGAACCAUACAAAACAAGAACUGAACCAUAAAGAUCAAGAACUGAACCAUAAAGAUCAAGAACUGAACCAUAAAGAUGAACUACGACAACACGAACAUCAGAUACUAGAGGAAGAACUGAAGUUACGAGAUAACCAUAUAAAUAGACUGAGUGAAUUAAUACAAACACAGAGGAAUGAGCAGAUAGAAAGAGAGAAUAACUUGAUGAGAGAGAGGAAUGAAACUGUUAUGAUGUUAACAGACUAUCAGACUGAGAUAGAGAGACAUAAUGAAGAAAUAGAGAGACAGAAAGAAGAAAUAGAGAGAGACAUUGAGAAAUAUAAACAGGAGAUUUCAAGUUUAGCUGCUGAAUAUUCUAGAUUACAAACUCAAGUAUCAAAUGGUAAUAAUAUAGAUGUCGUCCCAGCACCAUCAGAAGAGUUGACCAGUGAAAGAAUUUGUCGAGUUUGUUUAACAGAAGAAAAAGUUGUUUUAUUUCGUCCAUGUCGACACGUCUGUUGUUGUACUAAAUGUGCUCCACGUUUUGUUGGACAAUCCUGUCCUAUUUGUCGAUCAAACGUUGACCAAUGGGAGGUGGUGUUUGUUGUUUAAUUCUUUUAUUUCGUUUAUUUUUUUUCGUUUAAGAAUUAAAUUGAAUGAACUGUUUGUUAGUAGAUAUAUUGAAAGAGGGCAGCAACUUUAUGGCCAUUUUCGGUAAUCUCACUGGUAUCAUUCAGUUCUACUCCACUAACAUCUGGAUCCAUCCACAUAGUCUGGUGGCUUAAUGCAAAUGACCUCAUUUCACCUUUGACCUGAAAUCUCGAAAACGUGCCAACGGCGGACUGAUUACCACUCGGCAUCAUAUUCUACACAAAAUUUUAUGCCCAUUUGAUGGACAUCCCCGCGCACUGAUCCUCCGGUCUAACAGGGUUUUCAUGAAUUCAAAUUAUCCGCCCUUGUUCAUACUUGAUUCUACGAACGAAUCAAAACACAGUUUACAUACCAGUCUUAGCGUCAUUGUUUACGUUCACCAGAAUAAAGUUAAUUGUAAUAAAAUGUGAGUUACUUCCUUCUGUUCGACCACUUGAUUGGUCAAUAAAAAUAUCAGAAGUGUUAAGGGGAGAUAAUUUGAUGGACCCAGACGUUAGUGGAGUAGAACGGAACGAUACCGGUGGUGAUACCGAGAAUGAUUUAUUGCAUUUCAUUUUUAGUGAUUGUUUAUUUAAGAAUGAACUAAAUCAAUUAUUUGGUUAUUGUAAAUUUCCAUUGUAUGGUUACCAUAAAAUCUUGUACAAUUAUAAAAAUGACCAGCAGAUAAUUAGCAUUUUAUAAAUGGCAGCAAUGGAUGUGUAUUUCAUUCAUACAAAAGGACAGCAAAAUGGCAGCCUCUAUAUUUGACAGGAAUUUAUAAAAUUCUAUAUAGAGUUCUAAAUUUAUACAAACCGAGUCAUCAAUUUUCAAUAAACUACGCAAGAUCGUUUUGAAACAAGGUUAUUUUAAGAAAACUGCCAAAGUUAUUUUUACUGACUUACAAUUUAUCUGUCCCAGGUUAUAUGAUAUUGUAUAUUUAUUGUAUAUAGAAAAUCACUCAUUAUUUAUUAUGCUUAUUCUAAGUAUAUUUUCUCAUCAUCAUAGUCAUAAUAUGGUAUCAUCAUCGUCAUAGUGUAUCAUCAUCAUCAUCGUAUUGUAUCAUCAAUCAAAUGGUUUCAUCAUCACAGUCAUAUGGUAUCAUCAGUCAUAUGUUAUCAUCAUCAUCAUAUGGUUUAACCAUUAUUAUGCACAUCAUCAAUAUUCAUCAUCUGACAUUCUUUUAUUCAACACAUGAUCAUAAUCACCACAUCAUCCACAUCCAAUCAUCACCAUAUCACCACCAAUAUCCGGGCAUCCACAUUCAUUCCUCCCAUCACCAUCACCACCCACAUUCAUUCACCACAUCAUCCACAUUAUCAACAUCACCACAACAUCCAAAUUAUCAAUCACCACAUCAUCCACAUUAUAAACAUCAUCCAUAUUAUCGACAUCAUCAUUGACUAGUACAUGUAGUUUAUAUUCAAUAAAUGUUGUAGGGUUUUUUUUCUGUAAUUAAUUCUGAUAUUAUUAUUGUUCACAUAUUUAUAACUAUUUUUAUAUUUAAUCAACUUGUAUAUUAUUCUUCUACUCUUCUUUACUCUGGUAAUGGUUGAUUUCUUCUUUCUAUCCAACAUGGUUUUAUUCAUCCGGUUAAUACUGUGUUAUAAAAUUUCUCUGUUCACCUAAUGUGAUUCUUUAGUUUCUAUUUCAUCUCGCAUUUAUACUUUGUCACUGCCAGUGCUAUUUAUGUAUCUUUAAUAACUCUUCUCUUUUGUUAAUGU
Messenger RNA from Patella vulgata (common limpet), 4122 nucleotides. Its product is annotated as baculoviral IAP repeat-containing protein 3. The transcript is spliced from 6 exons. Bases 104 to 2383 code for a protein of 759 amino acids. Lineage: Eukaryota; Metazoa; Mollusca; Gastropoda; Patellidae. Gene Ontology annotation, cellular component: cytoplasm; nucleus. The record is from RefSeq and is a predicted model, not a curated record.